AGGAGCCCUGAGUUUACCUGGAGCAGUGAGACCUGUUGAACUGCUCCCCCGCCUCACCUUCCCACUCCGUGGCCUUGGAAGCCUUAGGAGCGGAGGGGAGCAUUUCCCAGCAGCGGAGCGCCCCGGGCAGGAUGCCCCAACCUCGUUACCCCGUGUGAGCCAAGCCACCCCUUGGGGACCCAUGUGCAUCAUCUUCUUUAAGUUCGAUCCUCGCCCCGUUUCCAAAAAUGCGUACAGGCUCAUCCUGGCCGCCAACAGGGACGAGUUCUACCACCGGCCUUCCAGGGCCGCGGACUUCUGGGGGAACAACAACGAGGUCCUCAGCGGGCUGGACUUGGAGGAAGGCAAGGAAGGCGGCACGUGGCUGGGCAUCAACACGCGGGGCAAGCUGGCGGCACUUACCAACUACCUGCAGCCACAGCUGGACCGGGACGCCCGGGGCCGAGGUGAACUCGUGGCCCAGUUUCUGACCUCAGACGUGGAUAGCUUGUCCUACCUGAAGAAGGUCUCCGCAGAGGGCCACCUGUACAAUGGCUUCAACCUCAUAGCGGCCGACCUAAGCACAGAGAAGGGAGAUGUCAUUUGCUACUAUGGAAACCGGGGGGAGCGUGAGCCUGUUGUCCUGGCGCCAGGGACCUACGGGCUAAGCAACGCGCUGCUGGAGACGCCCUGGAGGAAGCUGUGCUUCGGGAAGCGGCUCUUCCUGGAGGCCGUGGAGCGAGGCCAGGCACUCCCCAAGGACGCCCUGGCCGCCCAGCUGCUGGACGUGCUCAACAACGAAGAGGCGCAGCUGCCGGACCCGGCCAUCGAGGACCAGGGCAGGGAGUAUGUGCAGCCCAUACUUAGCAAGUAUGCGGCUGUGUGUGUGCGCUGCCCGGACUACGGCACCAGAACCAACACGGUCAUCCUUGUGGAUGCAGAUGGGCACGUGACCUUCACAGAGCGAAGCAUGCUGGGCACGGACCCCUCUUGCUGGGAGACCAGCACCCACGAGUUCAGGCUGCAGAGCUAACCCCCACCCGGGUGUGGCCGGGGCUCCCGGGAGGCCCUGUCACAGGUACUGCCUGUGACUCGGCCAGCGUCCCCCAGGGCCAGAGCCCUCUGAUGUGUGUGAACUGUUUGCAUCCCCACGUCAAGCUCGGGGUCCAGCCUUGUGCCAGCGGAAAUGACGGAGGCCCAUGGACAGGUGUGCGGCAGGCCCAGGUGUGCCGUGCCUCCCCCUGCCCACGCACAGAAGCUCACACAAGGCACACGUGACACCCAUCAUGCACGUGCGCACACGUUACAGGCAGUAGACGUGUGCACACGUGCUCAGACACGCACACGCUCCAGGCAUGCACCCCCCAUGCGAGCCAGACACGCAGAGCUGUGCCUCUCAACACCCACACAUGCUUCUGGCCAGUGAGUCUUGCUGUGAUCCCGACAACAAGAGUGGAUGUCUGUUUCAAAGUGGCCCCUCCUCUUCUGGGCGUAGCCAGUUCCUGACCACCAGCCCUGCUCUUGGAGAGGACACGGACCACAUUUGAAUGAGGAAAACCUCCUCCAUAGCACAGGCACAGGCCGCUGGGUGGGUCCGGUGGUUCUGUGGGUGCCGGGGGGUCCUGUGUGUGGAGCUAUCCUGUGAGGGGGCAUCCAUGUGCACUGGGCCGCCUCGGCAGGCUCUCAGGCCUCCACCUGUGCAGGGGGGUCAUGGGUUCCGGGCAGGCCCAUCUCAGGGAGGGGACACAGCUGCCCCUGCCAUUUCCCUUCUCCUAGGGAGUUAAACUUCAUAAGACUCUGUACUUGAAUGUGAGACGCUGAUAAUAAAACUUGAGGCCGUUGUGAGCCAGUGCAUUCCAGGCCCUUGACUCUGUGACAGGAUGACCAGAGCUGCCGUGCAGGAGCCCCCAGGAGCUCCUGGGGCCCAGACCCCGGUGCAGGGCUCUUCCCCUUUUCCCUUUUGCUCAUGGCCUCCUGAGCACUGUGACGGAAGCCAGGAGUUCAUCCGGGUGCAGGUGGGAGCCCUGGGGAGCAGUGCACACGUGCUGGACCGUGGAGGCCGGGGGAUGGCAGGAAGGGCUGGGCUUCAGGUAACAAGAGCAGGUGGAGUCUGUCCUACCCCAGGGCCCUUGUUUUGGGCAAGCACCCUGGAGCUCCUGUCCGCAGCUGGGGCUGGGCAUUUGGGGGUCCUGUGUCCAAUGCUGACACUCAGGCUUCCCUCCGCCUCAGCGGCCGACCCGACUUGGCCUUCUCAGUGCAGUGACAGCUCGGGUGGGCUGUGGACCUUGACUGGGCCCAACCUGCCUCUCCGUCACUUCUCCCUUCCUGCUCACCACCCCACAGCCAGGCAUGAAGGGGCUCCCAGUGUGACGCAGCCUGUGCCCCCCACCCACGUGUCCAGCUGAGCCAUGGCUAGCCAGGCUCCCAGCUCUGGCACUGCCAACACCCUCUGUCUGCUUCAGCAGGCCACCCCGCACCAUGAAAUGGACCAGGUCCCCACACCAGCACCUGCCCUGGCCAGGCAGGUCUGCCCUCGUGGGGUGCCGCUGGACUGGGUGCAAAGCCAUCUGAAGAGCCUUUCAGAUGUUUGCCACUGCCCCAGGGACGGGCCUGCACAGGAAAAGCUUCCCACACUUGUCACGGUCCCCUCUGCCCCUGCCUGCCCUGGGCUCCCUGGCAGCUUGGAACCCCUGAGGAAGGGGCAGCCCAAGACUUGUUUCUAUUGUUAUGGGCUGAGUUGUGUGCCCUCCAAAAGAUAUGUUGGACCCCAGCACCCAGUACCUCAGAAUGUGAUCUUGUUACGGUCUUUCCAGAGGUAAUCAGAAUAAAAUGGGAUCGUUAGGGUGGCCCUAAUCCAAUAUGAGUGGUGUCCUUAUAAAAAGGGGGAAACGUGGACACAGGGACAGACAGGCACCCAGGCAGACGCCUGUGAAGACUGGAGCUGGGCUGCCUCACGCCAAGGAACCCCAGAAGCUGGGAGAGAGGCCAGGGCACGUCCUCCCCUGGAGCCCUCAGAGGGAGCACGGCCCUGUGACACCCUGCUCUCAGACGUCCAGCCUCCAGAACUGUGAGAAUAAAUUUC
Molecule: messenger RNA, 3061 nt
Organism: Balaenoptera acutorostrata (minke whale)
Lineage: Eukaryota; Metazoa; Chordata; Mammalia; Artiodactyla; Balaenopteridae
Gene: TANGO2
Product: transport and golgi organization 2 homolog
Exons: 9
Coding region: 182-1012 (276 amino acids)
Biological process (GO): protein secretion; Golgi organization
Cellular component (GO): Golgi apparatus
Source: RefSeq, a predicted model, not a curated record